AUGCCCCCCUCAGCUUUAGAUUGCUUGUUGUAUUUAGAGGUCGACUAUCCCAUGAUGUUUUCAGUUCAGAACCCACGCCAUGAUGGCUUCUACGCCGACAACGGUUCUGUUGGCGGCCAAAUCACUCACUGUGGAGAAUCCGAGUUCACGGCGGAUGAGGGUUUCGUCCACAUGCCUCGAUGGAUAAUGAACCAGAUGGAACUACAAGAAGGAGACAUAGUUUUUUUCAAGGAUGUUAUUCUUCCUAAAGGAACCGACAUAAAGCUUCAACCUCAUUCCGCUGAUUUUGUUAGGCUCCCUGAUCAAAAAGCUUUUGGAGGAUACUCUCAAGGAAUACUCGUCGAAAACAAAGUGGGCAAGAUUGAGAAGAAAGUAAAGGCUGAAGAGGGAGAUGUAGCAAGAGCUGGAAAAAAAGCAAUUGUCAAGAAAUUAAAGGCUGAAGAGGGAGGAAACGAGAUCGAGGAUAAGGUUUGUCUCAUUCAAGGGUUCAGGAAGGCAAUUGGCCGAGUAGCAAAAGUGCAGGUUCAUGGCUUCAUGCACGGAGGAUUCAUGUAA
Oldenlandia corymbosa var. corymbosa is the source of this 555-nucleotide messenger RNA. Lineage: Eukaryota; Viridiplantae; Streptophyta; Magnoliopsida; Gentianales; Rubiaceae. The record is from the annotation of a GenBank genome assembly.